Molecule: messenger RNA, 1476 nt
Organism: Brienomyrus brachyistius
Lineage: Eukaryota; Metazoa; Chordata; Actinopteri; Osteoglossiformes; Mormyridae
Product: putative nuclease HARBI1
Exons: 4
Coding region: 283-1314 (343 amino acids)
Source: RefSeq, a predicted model, not a curated record
UCUACUAAUAGAAUGCGAUUCAUUAAUUUGUACGUGUGCGUGAAAAUGUGCGCACAUUUAGAAGAACUCCUGACUGUGCGUAAGCAGAAUCCCCUAGUGGUAGAGAACUGUAAUCACAUAUACACCCAGUGCCCUUAUACUUCUCCAAUUAAAUGUCAGUGUUGACAAAUUGAUUACUUGAAUACUUGAGUACAACAGGUGAUUCUGAGUUAUCUGGAACAGUCAAGAAUAUAAAAUAGCCUACACAAUUGAAGAACUGUUUUUGGAAAUGCAUUGACUACAAUGGCAGACCUUGCGCUUCUUGAAGAUUUGCAACAAGCACUUUUGCGCAGAGAUCGCGUUUUCAGGGACCGCACAGACUUACUCGCUGAGAGUGAUGAGUGGCUCAUUAGUCGUUUUCGUUUGCCAAGGGCAAUUUUGCUUGCUUUGUGUCAGCAGUUCUCGCAACUUUUGGAGAGGUCGACAAAGCGCACCAGUGCAGUCCCCGUGCACACUCAGGUUCUUUCUACUAUUGGCUUUUUAGCCACAGGCACAUUUCAAAGGGAAAUUGGUGACAGGUCUGGUAUUUCUCAACCCACCGUGAGCCGAAUUAUGCCACACGUUUUACAUGCAAUUAUAUCACUUACAUCACAGUACAUUACGUUUCCAAAUACCGCAGCGGAAAGGACAAAAAUUAUGACCGAUUUCUACAACAUCGCAGGAUUUCCAAGUGUAAUAGGGGCAGUUGACUGCACACAUGUUGCCCUGAAAGCUCCUACUGCUGAUGAAUUUGCAUUUGUAAAUAGAAAAGGUUAUCACUCCAUUAACGUGCAGGUAAUCUGUGAUGCACACUUGAUCCUGCUAAAUGUCGUUGCGAACAGGCCGGGAGGGACACACGAUUCCUUCAUUGUGCAGAACAGCAUCGUGGGACUUCGUCUUCAGCAAAGCGCUGCUGGAGAAGGCUGGCUUAUUGGGGAUCGAGGAUAUGCCCUUAAAUCCUGGCUGAUGACCCCAGUGGCAAACCCUGUAUCCCAAAAGGAGCUGAAUUACAACCGAGCACAUGAGCGCACAAGAAGCACAGUAGAACGUGCAAUAGGCUUGCUGAAGGCUCGAUGGCUGUGUCUGUCAGGCAGAGGAGGCAUAUUGCAAUACAAACCCGACAAGGUGUGCUAUAUCGUUAAAGCAUGCAGUGUGCUGCACAAUAUUGCCAUUAAAAACGGUAUACCACUGGAUGAGAUGCCAAUACAAGAAGAUCGCCACAUGGCAGAAGGUUUUGACCCCAUGCCAAAUGCUGUGGCCGUGCAACUAAGAGCAGGGAUAAUCGAACGGUUCUAAAUCUGUUUCACAAUAAGGAGUAAUUGUGAGAAAAUGAACCGCAUCAGUCAGGACUCGUGCCUCGAGACGCAUCGGACGUGCUGAAGUGGCAGGCGGAGCAGGACCUGGCAAAACUGGCAGAUCUAUAAAAUAAAUGUUACAUGAACAAUCCAAAUCAUUUGC